Dictyostelium purpureum is the source of this 807-nucleotide messenger RNA. RefSeq lists its product as uncharacterized. Gene Ontology annotation, molecular function: S-adenosylmethionine-dependent methyltransferase activity. Lineage: Eukaryota; Evosea; Eumycetozoa; Dictyosteliales; Dictyosteliaceae. The record is from RefSeq and is a predicted model, not a curated record. Bases 1 to 807 code for a protein of 268 amino acids. The transcript has 2 exons.
AUGUCCUCACAAGAUAAUAAUAAAAUUACUAAUACUGCCAAAUUCCAAGAUGAGUUUGGUAAAUUUAGUAAGAAUUAUAGUUCUUUUAGACCUCUUUAUCCCGACUCAUUGUAUCAAUUGAUCGAUGAAACUGUCGAAAAGGAUAAAAGAUCUUUAGCCGUAGAUGUUGGUUGUGGUUCAGGCCAAAACUCAAUUAGAUUAGCUGCACUUUUUAAAAAAGUGAUUGCUUUUGAUCCAUCCGAAGGUCAGAUUACCAAUGCUUUAAAACAUGAUAAUGUAGAAUAUCAUGUUGGUAGUGCUGAAAAAAUUAAUGUACCAGAUGACAGUGCUGAUUUGGUUACCGUCGCUACAGCACUUCAUUGGUUUAACUUACCAAUUUUCUUUAAAGAAACAGAGAGAAUCUUAAAAUCUGGUGGUUUUUUCAUUGGAUUUACCUAUGGUUUUCAUGAAAUUUCAAAUAAUGAAAAAGCCAAUUUAGUUAAUAGGGAAUUACACGAAACUACAAUUGGCCCAGAGUACUGGAACCAAGCCGUUAGAAAAUUAGUUGAUGGUGGCUAUAAAGACAUCGUUCCACCAUUUAAAGAAACCAAAAGAACCUCACUUAAAUUCCACACUAGAGUUUCAAUCGAGUCUUUAAUUGGUCACUAUUCAUCAUGGUCCGCAUACAGUCAAUAUGUAAAAACCAACCCAGAUCCACUCCCACAAAUUAAAGAAAAAAUCUUAGAGGCCUAUGGUACCACUGAUGAUCAAUCACCAAUAGUCGAAUGCGAAUAUACCAUUUCAAUUAUAAUCUCAAAAAAAGAUUAA